GUAGUGAACCUCUCCUUUGGCUGUCUGCCACUUCGUAUAAUUUUGCAAUUGCCUCUUUUGUAAUUUUAAAAUUAAUUAUCAUUUAAUAACCACAAUCUCAAAAAGAUAUCGUGACAGUUCGACAGAUGUACUCUGACAUUUGAUCAACGACUACAAGGAAGCAUGUGUGUUUAGUUCCUGUUUUGAUUAUUUUAACUAAGCGGUAACUAACAAAAUCCACCAUGAGUCGAAUGGAAUUUGAUGCACCUCCGUGGGACCAGAACACAUUCAUCGGUCGACUGAAGUACUACGCUUGGGUGACAGACCCAAGGUUAGCACUGUGCACAGACACACAACUAAAUGAAGCAAAGACACUUCGGGAUCUCUACCUUGCAGGUAAAGAACCUCCGAACGUCUCUCGAAAUGAGGUGUUACGGGCCAAGCAGAUAUACGAGAGUGCGUUCCACCCGGACUCGGGUGAGAAGAUGAACGUGUUUGGUAGGAUGUCGUUCCAAGUCCCGGGUGGUAUGCUUAUCACCGGCGCAAUGCUCACAUUCUACAAGACUACUACGGCAGUUGUGUUUUGGCAGUGGGUGAAUCAGUCGUUCAACGCUCUAGUCAACUAUACAAACCGCAACGCUAAGUCUCCGCUGACAGAGACACAGAUGGGCGUCGCGUACGUCUCGGCCACAGCGGCCGCGUGCUUCACGGCCAUGGGACUCAAGUCCUACUUGGCCAAGAAAGCUGGCCCGAUGAUGCAGAGAUACGUCCCCUUUGCGGCCGUGGCUGCAGCCAACUGCGUCAAUAUUCCGCUCAUGCGACAAAACGAGUUGAUCAAAGGCAUCGACGUGUCAGAUUCUAAUGGGAAUAUCAUCGGUGAAUCAAGGAUGGCCGCAGUCAAAGGUAUCAGUCAGGUGGUCCUAUGUCGAAUCAUCAUGUGUGCUCCAGGAAUGAAUAUUUUGCCAAUCAUAAUGAAGAGGUUGGAACAGAACCCCAAGUUCAAAGCUGCGGCGUGGUUCCACGCUCCAUUCCAAACCAUGAUGGUGGGAGGAUUCCUGCUAUUCAUGGUCCCGCUUGCCUGCUCUAUCUGGCCUCAGAGAUGUUCUCUGGGUACCUGGGUGAUGGAGCGUUUUGAGGAAGACAGAUUUAGUGAUAUGGUUAAGAAAGUCGGAAGUAAAGAAAACUUACCAGAUGAAGUAUAUUUCAAUAAAGGGCUUUAAACACCUUUGAUUGACGCAAUAGCAAACAAGUAAUAGAAACCUAAUUAAAUGUAGGUGAAGAGUGUCGUAUUUUCAAUUUUAUUUCAAGUCUCGAAGUAGGCCAAUGUAAUUCUUUUUAACUUUUAUUAUUUUUGUUUGCUAUUUAUAUUCUUAGAACUUGUUUUAUCAAAUUGUGAAUUUAAGGUUUUAAAAUCUCAUUUAUUUAAUUUCGUAGUUUUGAAUCCUUGCAAUAAUUUUAUCUUUAUGUACCCAAGUCUGAUACAGCCAUAUCUUCCUAACGCUAUAUUACUGUAUACAAAAUUGCAAUAAUUGUUUUACCGAGUUGUAUGCAUUUACUUUCAAGUCCAUUUUGUCAGCUGUGUUCUUUACUCUUCAUUAUUUAUACAACCUAUUUAGUUUUAAUAAAA
Messenger RNA from Macrosteles quadrilineatus (aster leafhopper), 1606 nucleotides. RefSeq names its product sideroflexin-2 (gene Sfxn2). NCBI's taxonomy places the organism in Eukaryota, Metazoa, Arthropoda, Insecta, Hemiptera, Cicadellidae. The record is from RefSeq and is a predicted model, not a curated record. Gene Ontology annotation, molecular function: monoatomic ion transmembrane transporter activity. Gene Ontology annotation, biological process: monoatomic ion transport; serine import into mitochondrion. Bases 222 to 1199 code for a protein of 325 amino acids. The transcript is spliced from 9 exons. Gene Ontology annotation, cellular component: mitochondrial inner membrane.